AGAAGAUAGAGCGAUAAUCAAACGCAGGAACUUCACGCAUGUUUCAUUCAGAUUUUCGUAUCAAAACAUCGCGCUAUCGCAGCGCGCAGUUUUCUUGCUAUCUGCCAGAAGUAGUGUUGUCAAAUUUGUGGUCCAGUAUUUCGGUAUACAAAAUAUAUUUCGUGUUAAUUGAACUAUUAUACUCAACGAGAAAGUGUUUUAGUGUGGAGUGAACGGUUUGGUUCAAGAACUUCAAGAUAAGUUUAACUGUGAAGGGACAAGUAGAGGUAGUUAGGUAUACAUAUUAGUAUUGUGUUGAUUUGAGUGGUUUCUGCGACUUACGUCACAGCAGCCGGCCAAUCGUCCGCCGCCGUGGACGGCAACAGGCUGUUGAGAAGUGGUUUUGAUUUUGGAACAAUUCGUUGACCGUAGUCAGAUACUGAGUCAGAUGUUCAUGUGUCUGCGCUGAACUAUGCUUCUGAAAUGCACCGCGGACGGGAGACGGAUCAAAGUGAACGGACCGGGCCAGGGGAAUGUCGCGAGAGGCAUGAAAAUGACAAUGUCACCAUUGUCAUCGUCACCCACAAUGAGCGCCCGCGUGCAUAGGAAGGUGAUGCGCGCGCCGCACAAGCGGCAGCUCCCGGGCAAGAUGGCCCACGCGGGCAAGAUGGUGCACCCGGGCAAGGUGCACCCGGGCAAGCUGGCUCACCUGGGCAAGUUCGGGCGGCUGCACUACUCGCACACGCACGCGCGGCCGCCGGAGCCCUGCGAGAACAGCAACGACAGCGGACUCGGCCCGGACCACGAUCAGAGACAUAACACGGUUAACAGAGAACCCGAGGCCUGGGAACGCGCGGCGGCGGUUAAGAUAGAGUGCGACGACGCGAACGACGCGUAUGCGUUCUCGGCACCGAUGCACGCCGCGCCAACGCUCACGCCCGCUUCCGCGCCCGCCUCGACCGACGCUACCAUGAUGCCCCCUGUAAUACGAGCAGGUUGCAGCAUAUCUAGUCCCAGCACCGAAACAGAGACAAGACUUAACUACCCCGACUACCGGUCGUGCGGCAAGCUCGGCAGCGGGGGCAAAUACCCGGGCGGGGGCAAACUCGCCGGGGGUAAGCUAGGGGGGAAACUCGGGGGCAAGUUAGGAGGGAAGUUUGGGGGGAAGCUAGCGCAGGCAUUGGCGAGGAGAAGAGCGCUGGUUGCGAUGACGCAGGGCGCGCCGGGGCUGGCCGCGCCGCUGACGGGCCGGUCGAGGGACGGCACCGUGGAGCUGCAGAUACUGUGCCAACCGGAGACGCAGCACAGAGCCAGAUAUCAAACGGAGGGUAGUCGAGGGGCGGUGAAGGACAACUCCGGGAACGGGUUUCCAAUAGUCAAGUUGGUGGGCUACGACAAGCCUGCGGUGCUACAGGUAUUCAUCGGUACGGACACGGGGCGGGUGGCGCCGCACAUGUUCUACCAAGCGUGCCGCGUGUCAGGCAAAAACUCUACUAGCUGUAAAGAGAGGAAGGAAGACGGCACCGUGGUCAUCGAGAUCGACCUGGAGCCGGCGCGCAACUGGCAGGUCACCUGCGACUGCGUCGGGAUUCUCAAGGAGCGUAACGUGGACGUGGAGCACCGGUUCGGCGAGCUGGGCGGGCCGGCGGCGCACGUGUCGCGCGGCAAGAAGAAGUCCACGCGCUGCCGGAUGGUGUUCCGGACCGAGAUCGUGAACGCGGACGGACAGACCGAGACGCUGCAAGUCUGCUCCACGCAGAUCAUAUGCACGCAACCCCCCGGCGUGCCGGAAGUGUGUCGAAAGUCUUUAGUGUCCUGUCCGGCGACGGGAGGCCUGGAACUGUACCUGCUGGGGAAGAACUUCCUCAAGGAGACGAGAGUCGUGUUCUGCCACCGUCAGGACGGACGAAGCGUAUGGGAGGAUGAAGUCGUUCCCGACAAGGAGUUCCUUCAACAGACACACCUAGUGUGUUGCGUGCCGCCGUACGCCCGCUCGGACAUCAGCGAGCCCGUGUCCGUGCAGCUGUACGUGCGGUCGGGCGGCAAGGCCUCCGAGCCGCACGCCUUCACGUACACCCCCCCGGCCCUCGACACGGGCCCGCAGCACUGCACCACACACCACACGCAAGGUGCCGGUGCCGGCGCCGGCGCGGACGACGCCCGGCCCGUGCUCAUGUGGGGCGGCGCCAUGCUGCCGCCGCCCCGGCCGCCCGCGCGCCGCCCCUCGCUCAUCGUGCCCGACCCGCACGAGCCGCUCGGGCUCAAGGCCGAGCUGCAGGACGACUCCAGCCAGCACGACUCCUGCGGCCCCGACGGGCCCGAGCGCCUCCCCGACGACCUGAAGGUGGUCGACCUGCGCCUCAAGGCCGAGGCGAGCCGCGACGGCCCCUCCUUCGCCAUCAAGCUGUCCCCGCCCGCCGCCCCGCAGAGCGAGCCCCCCUCCCCCCUCGCCUCCUUCACCCAGCAGCUGCAGGCCAUCCAGAACCAGGUGCAGACCGACAAGAUGGUCGAGUCCGUCACCGCCGCCAUCUUCAACUCGGACGACCCGGGCGGCCAGAUGUACCCCGCGCCGAUGUCGAUGGCCAUGGAUCCGAUGCGGCGGCUCAUCUCCGCCGAGAACGACGCGAUGCCGAUGCAGCGGGACAUGAAGGCGCUCAACCGCGAGCUGAUGAUCGCCGACGCGACCAUGCAGGUGGCGGCCGCCGCCGAGCCCGGCCUGCUCGCCUUCGGCCGCAUGACGCAGCCGCAGCAGCGGCCGGCCGAGCCGUUCAACCCUUUCACGAUCACCAAGAUGGAGAUGGAGACCGAUCAGAUCGAGCAGCGCAUCGCGCAACAGACCGCGCACAUGGAGGCCCUGGUGGAGGACGCGAUGAAAGCGACGGCGGUGAUGCUGCCGGCCGACGCGGCCAAACUCGACGAGCUGGUCAACUCGCGCGUGGAGGACCACCUCUCCGGCGCGUCCGCGGCGUCCUCGACGGCGUCGCACGCGUCCGACGUGCUGCUCAGCCCGACGGCGGCGGUCGGCCCCGUGCCGCCUCGCGACGCCCUGAUGGCCCCGCUGCCGCCGUCGGCGAUCUCCCCGGACGUGAUCCUGAACCCGCAAGUGUCCCCCGGCAUGAUGUGCGAGGCCGGGCCGCGCAUGGUGCUGCAGGCGCCGGCGUCGCAGGAGGAGCUGAUGAUGAUGACGGAGCUGACGAGCUCGGUGAAGACGCCGCCCUCGGCCGUCAAGUCCAUGAUCCUGAACGCCGCCGCGGAGAUCCUGACGUCCGACUCGACCAUGAACGCGCUCGUGACGUCGGCGAUCAACACCGCCAAUAUCCUGACGACCGAGAGCGCGGGCGGCGCCGCGAUGCAGAUGCCGGAGCAGCCGAGCCCGAGCGAGCCGGCGUCCGACCCGCCGCUGUCGGCCAUGUCGCAGGCCGUGUCGCAGGCCGUGACGCAGGCCGUGUCGCAGGCCGUGUCGCAGGCCGUGUCGCAGGCCGUGUCGCAGGAGAUGACGGCGCCCGUGCAGGGGCUCACGGACAUGAGCGACAGCGACCUGCUCUCCUACAUCAACCCGAGCACCUUCGAUCAGGUUUAAACUGCGGCGCCCCGGGACGGCCGGGAACAGACAGUGCUGUGCAUUUCAUACUAUAGUGACGUGUCAAAGGCUCAAAACAGUUUUUACGUGAAUAUUUAAUGGUCCGGAUGAAUGGAUGCUAGGAUAAGCGACGUGGACACUAUCUCUGGCUGGAAGUGUUAAUGAUUCUCAAUAUUAUAUUCGUGUGUGGAGUGUUUCUGGAUGUUUGUAAACAGCGGACGAGUCAAUUAUGUUUUCAUGUGAGUCAGUAUUACAGGGCCAACAAAUUACAUUAUAUUCUGCAAAUGAAUCCUUGGAGUGUCGAUGGGAGUGGAUGGACGCAAUUUUUGAUUUCGAAUUUUAUGUAAAUAGUGAUAGCUUUGUAUCGAUGUUGUUAUUACAUUAAUUCGUUUUUAAGUGUCGAUGCGUGUAGGAAUAUACAUAAUCAUGUUGCUUGAUGUUCGAGGGUUAAGUUAGGUGGAGAAUUUAAUCGAUGAUCGAUUAAAUUGUUGUACGCA
Molecule: messenger RNA, 4056 nt
Organism: Cydia amplana
Lineage: Eukaryota; Metazoa; Arthropoda; Insecta; Lepidoptera; Tortricidae
Gene: NFAT
Product: nuclear factor of activated T-cells 5
Exons: 11
Coding region: 452-3559 (1035 amino acids)
Biological process (GO): regulation of transcription by RNA polymerase II
Cellular component (GO): transcription regulator complex
Molecular function (GO): transcription factor binding; RNA polymerase II cis-regulatory region sequence-specific DNA binding; DNA-binding transcription factor activity, RNA polymerase II-specific
Source: RefSeq, a predicted model, not a curated record